AGCGUAAAAGAGUUAAUAUCAAGAUAAUCAAUACUACUAAUGUCAUUGCGAUUAAUAAAAGAGCCGUACGAUUUUAACGAGGACGAUCGCAACGCGAAAACGAUCACGUUCCAGCGAAAUUGUGCACGAGCAUCGUGUAUACUUGAUACAUCCCUUUUAUCGACUUCCACCAGAGGAUAUCCCGGCAAAGUGCCGCGCGCCGUCAAGGCAACGAUUUUCAAAGUUCCAGCGCCAUUCCUGAUAUAUAUAGAAAAAAAAAAAGAAAAGAAAAGAAAAAAAGAAAAUGUUGGUAAAUUUUCUACGGUUUUUCCACGAAUUUUUCCACAAGAAGGAAUUCCAUUCCCUCUUUUGAAACAAUUUAUAUGCAUAUAUUUAGUACUUAUUCUAUUCAACCCAAACGUGACGAUCGUAACUCGAGAACCGUCUGGCUUUUGCCCCUCGGAAGUGAAAGGCCGGCCUUCGGAAAACGCUGCCUUAAUAUGGCUUUUAGAUGUGCGAAUACAAGGGACCGUUUCGUGCCGGAAAGUUUUCGUGCGGGAUCGAUAAAGUCGACGUGCCGUCCCGUCCUUCUCGUGAUUCACUUUUGGAAACGAUUCGUGGACAUUAUUGCCUUGCCGUAUUAAUGAUAUAAGUAUACUUGAGAAAACCUUUCGAGCGACAAUGCGAAUUACAAAAAUGCCGAGCCUCACGGGAUUAAGUUAUGAUAUUGUACGAAUAAAACGUCGAGAGAGAAAUCGAGCGAAUUAAUAGAUGUUCAAAUAUUAUAAAAUAUUCCCGUUUAACGUGCGUUCAACGUUUAACACGCAUUGUAAUUAUAAUAUACGAGUACAUGUAAUAUAUCAAAGAAAUUUCAUGAAGAAAAUCAAAAGUAGUAUGUAACAUGUGAUAAUUAAAGAAGGAUGGUUUGGUUAAACUUUGUAGAAUUUACUAACAAGUAUUGAUAUACCCAAAAGUACGUAUGUACACACUUAUAUAUACACAUAUAAAUAUUAUAAUUAAAAUAUUAAAUUGUUCUUCUUUCUUUCAAGAAAAGCUAAUGUUUAAUAUAUUUUUUAUCAAAGCAACUGUAAGAUUCAUUUGCCAAAAGAACUUUUCCUAGUUAUAGAAAUCCUUCGUACGUAUUAAAAGUUACAGUGAGUACGAAAGGUAUUCGUACAAGGAAAGUUUUUUUUAUAAAAAACAAAGCCUUAUUUGUAGAAAAUAAACG
Molecule: messenger RNA, 1207 nt
Organism: Trachymyrmex cornetzi
Lineage: Eukaryota; Metazoa; Arthropoda; Insecta; Hymenoptera; Formicidae
Exons: 3
Coding region: 40-546 (168 amino acids)
Source: RefSeq, a predicted model, not a curated record